AUGUCUCUUGCUUCAUCUUCUUCCAAUAACCGCGCUAAAAGAGGCGGGGCUGCGUCGACCCAAAACAACGCUUGUAUUGUUCCCGAUCUCUUGAAAGACGACGCUCAACCUCUAGAGGCAUUCAAAGAGCUCAAUGAAUCUCUCUUUGGGCAGCAUAUCAUCCGAGAAAGCACACUCGCUUCAUUCCAGGCCACAAACUGCUUUGCCACUAUUCCUAACGCAGAAGAAACCGCCGACAUCCGUCGUGCUAUAUCCAGUGCCUCUCUAAUGAGACAGGAACUCGGCGAUGUGAUAGCUGCGCUGGGCUAUCUUCAGAAGUCGCUUGGUAUCUUCUCCGACACCUACAAGAGAUCGAUCUCCGCUGUUGGCCGUCUACCCGCGGAAAUUCUAACGGAUAUCUUUCUGCUAUCGCGCACUCAGUACCUCGGUAUUGAGCAUUCCGCACACAAAACCGCUCGAAAUAUUGUCCACGCCUCCUUCAACGUAGCGCAGAUCUGCAAACACUGGCGAAACAUAGCUCUGAACACUCCAAGGCUGUGGAACACUAUCCAUCUCAUCGGGGCGAAGGACAUCGCCACCGAGCGGCUAUAUGCGCAGCUGGAGAUCCUCUCAAGGACGGCCUCUGUGUCGCCAUACCUGGUAAUCGGCCUUCCUGCAGCACAUGUCCGCUUUCUACAGCGGUGCGAUAACAAGGAGCUUCUACGGACGUUCCAGAAGAAAUGCAAAGGGUUAGACGUCUACACCGUCCAAGAGAACAAGAACCAUCCUAAUCAUAUCGCUGACUAUGCCAGUAUAUGGCCUGUGCUGAUUGGCUUCAAACAACUUGAAAAACUGACACUUUCUGACGUCCUUCUCUCUGAACCUGCGAUCGAACACACUACGUGGGUGAACUUGACCCACCUUCAUCUGCAAACAAAAGGAGGUCCAAUUACUAGCGCAUUCUUCGGCAUGUCUCCCAUGCCUGACCUGAGGGUUCUCAUUCUCCACUUAGUCGGAGAAAUCCGUCUGGACCUUGAUUUCUACCCCAACCUCACGGACUUGUACUUCAGCGGCUCGAUCAAAGCCGACCCUUUCUACCACGAAAAACUCGAACGUCUGCUCAUUUCUGACGACAAAGCCCUAGGAAGCUUUCUAGAAGCGGCGACUCUUCCCUCUCUCAAGGAACUUGGGACAUACAUCAACGACAUAACAGAAGCGCCCCUGACUGAAUUCUUACUCCGGUCGACAGUCCCGCUCAGGCGACUUACGUGUAUCAACAUAUUAUUUCGCUUCCCGAAACUGGUGACUCACCAAGCUGAGCCCAUGGCCCUCGGAAACCAGAUUGGCAAAACGUUCUCUGUCCCUCUAGUGGAAUACUACGGUUCCUGGCUCAAUACGCAGAUGAUGCUUGAUUUGAAAACUAGAUGGUAUGCGCAGAGCUGA
Coniophora puteana RWD-64-598 SS2 is the source of this 1422-nucleotide messenger RNA. RefSeq lists its product as uncharacterized. Gene Ontology annotation, molecular function: protein binding. The record is from RefSeq and is a predicted model, not a curated record. Lineage: Eukaryota; Fungi; Basidiomycota; Agaricomycetes; Boletales; Coniophoraceae. The transcript is spliced from 3 exons. Bases 1 to 1422 code for a protein of 473 amino acids.